CAAUAAUUUAAUUUAGACACCCAAUGUUCUUAAGUAAGCAAGCUUUAGAAGAUGAAAUGGAGCAUGACCCAUUCAAGGGGAUGUUCGAUGACUCAGUCAUACCAGAAUUUGGCCAGGCCCUACAAAAUCUGGACAAUUCUGGAGAUUUGUCACUGGAAGUAUUCUCACCUAAGACAAUCGGGCAAGAGGAGAGCAUGGUCUGAACUGAGCAAGUAACAGAUAAGCAAUCUAAAAGGAUGAGCAGCAGGAUGCGGUCUCGUAAAGCCCGCCAGAGGAAGAAAAAGUACCUCAAAGAGCUUGAACUUAGGGUCAAAUAUCUUGAGAAAGAAAAUAUCCGGCUUCAAAACCUGGUAAACCUGAAAUAAGCUGGAAGAGGCUAAGGAUAUGAGCUUGGACUCCAGAGCUUUCACUUGUGACUUUGAACAACAAGUUAGAGAAGUUUGGUCUAAUAUAAUAGAUCUUAAUACUUUAGAUAAGAGGGAUGAAAACCCUCCUAUCAGUGAGAUGUAUGAUGAUAGUUUUAUGAAGAUUCUUGAGAAGCAUAAAGUAUUUAUAGACUCUGUGACUCGGAUGCUGGUCAACAACAUUCACUGAAAUGCCACUCCUCUCUACUGGAAAGACCUUUCUGAGAAAUAAAUACACUACUGACUACAGCAUCAUCAAGAAACUUAACAGUCUGACCAAGUAUCAGACACCAGAAUUUAUGGAAACCCAUAAAUUACAAGAAAUAGACCUAUUUGUUGCAUCACUAAACCCGACUAAGACUCAGUUUAACUUCUUGAAAAAUAUCUAUUUUAAAAAGGAAUCCGAAAUUAAGACUAAGUGCUUGCAAGCUAUCAAGAAAGUACUUGAUGCUAAGAGUCUGAUACAGGAGUCUUAUGUGGAGAACCACCUCUUGAUAGGCCUCCUUGCCAAGUCAGGAAUUUUUACUGAUGACCAAAUUAUUAACUCCAAAAUGAAGGAGACUAUACUUAGGAAGGAUAGGAAUUAUCAAGAUAUCUGGAGAGUCAAAUCUGUCCCCUACACAGUGAGGUACAAGCUCUCUCGGGACAAAACCAUAGGAAGGGCGGUCAGAAAGUACCUCCCAAAGGAAGACUACAACAAAGAUAUAGAAUUUAGCAGAUUUUAUGUAGAUGUUGCGUAACUCUCAGAAUUUAAGGAUUUUUAUUCUGGCUUAUAAAGUCCUUG
Messenger RNA from Moneuplotes crassus, 1188 nucleotides. NCBI's taxonomy places the organism in Eukaryota, Ciliophora, Spirotrichea, Euplotida, Euplotidae. The record is from the annotation of a GenBank genome assembly.